Formica exsecta is the source of this 2473-nucleotide messenger RNA. RefSeq names its product WD repeat-containing protein 91. The transcript is spliced from 8 exons. The record is from RefSeq and is a predicted model, not a curated record. Lineage: Eukaryota; Metazoa; Arthropoda; Insecta; Hymenoptera; Formicidae. Gene Ontology annotation, biological process: early endosome to late endosome transport. Gene Ontology annotation, molecular function: protein binding; phosphatidylinositol 3-kinase regulator activity. Bases 99 to 2030 code for a protein of 643 amino acids. Gene Ontology annotation, cellular component: early endosome membrane; extrinsic component of endosome membrane; late endosome membrane.
UUUCCAGUGAGGAACUAAGACUAAGAUGGCCAAAGGAUGACAACAUACAGCUAUCAACUGGUGCGAACGACUGACAUUUCAAGGAGACUGGAGGGAAAAUGUCUCACGUACAGUAUGUAGACGAGUUAGUCAAGGAGUACUUGCUCUUCAGGGGCUUUAGUCAAACUUUGAAAGCUUUUGAUAAUGAUUUGAAGGCUGAAAAAGAAAAAGGGUUUAGGGUAGAUAAAAUAGUUGAUCAAUUAAUGCAAUAUGUAUACAAUUAUGAUCUGGCGUCGCUGAGGGAAUUGUGGGGACACUUGGAUACUAGAAUGUUUUGUCGAUUGGAAAGUCAUUUUACACCUGCAAUCAGAAAAUUGGAGAAUGCUGUAUUAAAAAUGUAUUUGGUGAAUGCGGCUGUAAAUGGCAAGCAAGAUAGGAUACAGGAAUUUUUUACCAAAAUGGCACCAGAGCUACAGGGUCACUCAGAAUGGAAGGAGUGGUUUGCACUUCCUUUUAUCAAAAAUCCCGAAGACAAUCCAACUUACUCCGUUCAUUUUAGUAAGCAAUGGCACGAUACUAUGUUGGUAUCCUUACAUAAUUUCCUAGCAACAAUUUUUCAAUGUAUGCCACAGCCGACAUUACUAACGAUAGACGAGGAUACAAAUAAAUUAAAACGAUUGCAAGAAGAGAAUGAAAUAUUGAGGCAACGAUUGAGUGAAUCUGUUAAAAUAGAAAACAUAUCUGAUGUGAAUCCAGGCUCGGCACCUCAACAUCUUCCUAUCAUGGACGAUUUUUAUAUCAUUGCUCAAGAAUCGCCGUUACUGGAAAAUCCUAAAACAUUAAGGAAUCUCAUAAGGAACAUAGGUGGUGGAUCCAGUCCAAUUUUGAGUAGAAAGCCAGCAAUAAACGUAAAAAAGAUCGCGGAACCUGAAAUGUGCUCGACGAAACGGACAAACACGAAAGGGCGGGUAAAUUCGAUCAGCAAGUCUGAGGCAGUUGCCAAGAGGAGCAUCAGCUGUGAUUCAAGAUUAAGUAGUUCUAGAAAAAGAGACUCUUCUAUGGAUACUGCUAUCGAGAGGAAAACUAAAGAAAAGUUAGAUUCCAGUUAUAUUCUUUUAAGCCAGGAAGAAUAUACAGAACACAAGACCUCCAUAAUCCAAUGCAAGAGCAAUGCCAGUGGAUCAUACGUCGCGACGGGCGAUGCCGAUGGUAUUAUCAAAGUAUGGACGCCGAUUCCCUCGCCAAAGACCGUUACUACGUUCACUUCCGCUACGGUAAAUUCCAACAAGGCUAUUACUUCGUUAGACUGGAUAUCGAAGAAUGAACGUUACUUUUUGCAUGGCGACAAUAAUGGCUUAAUCCAAUUGCACGAUACUCGAGAUUGCAAGACGCUUUGGGAUAUCCAACACGAGAAUUCACGAAUACUCACUUUAAUCUGUAAUCCGACGGAAUCGACGUUCGUCUGCUCCGUGUCGGACGGCAGCGAGGGCAAACUACUGCUAUACGACAUAAAAACGAGGAAGCUCGAGAGAACGUUGCCGCUGGAGCAAAACGUCACCGCUUUAUGUUCCACGUUCAAUCAUAACGGCCAAUUACUUAUCACGGGAUUGUCCAAUGGCAAUAUAUUAAUACAUGAUCUGAGGCGAAACGAGAUAAUAGACAAUCUCAACUGCCACUCUAGCCCGAUAAUCGAUAUAGAGUUAAUUAACGAUUUUACAAAUAUAUGCGCGCAAAGCGAGGACGGUAAACUAUGCCAAAGAAGCUUGAAUCACUCGGGAAAGAUCUUGUGGGAGACCAAAAUAAAGAUCGAUAAGAAUCCUGUUCAUGGGAAGCUAUUCACCUUCGAUCAAAGUGGUAGUUAUAUGUUACUCUGCACACAGACUGGAGGAAAUAUAUAUAAGAUGCCACCAGGCGCACAAGGAAAGAUUUUAGAACUAGGCGGACAUAAGGGUACCCUAUGUUGCGACUGGUCGACUGCCAAUCAAUCUGGAACUUGCAUAACUGGCGGCGCGGAAGGAAAAGCACGAGUAUCGACGCUACUCUCACCAUGAUAUAGGAACAAAAUUAGCAUCUGUAUAAAUUCGUAAGACAAAUAGUUACUAAUGAUAUUAACGAAAGAUCUUGUAGAUAUAUUAUUUUACUCAGAUUAAGCUCACAAAUGGCUGCAAAACAAAUAAACAUUAUAUUAGAUUUUAAAACAUUAUAUUACGUAUAUCGCCAAAGCAUUGGUAAUAAGUAUAAAAAGAAAUUCAGAUAUUUUAUGGAAAGUACAAUGUAUCCCGUCUUGAAAUAGUUACAAGUAUACUCUGUAAUAUAAUAAUCAUCUUCUAUCUUUGAAAAAAAGCAAUCAGGGAUUAUCAAAUGUGUAAAAUGUACAGAGAUUAUUAUAGGGAAAAUCUCUCUCAUAUAAGUAGUCUCCGAAAUUAUAUCAAUUAUAUGACAAUUUUACUCGGUUUUAUAAUAUAAAAAAAGAAAAAAGAAAAAAAAAAGAAAA